AUGCCUGAUGAUUGGCUAUCACUUCCAGCAGCACCUCAAUACGUAUGUUCAAGUGAUCAAGUUUUUAUAGAACACUUCAUUGUCAAACCGCAUAUUAUAUUCAAUAAUGUUACAUGUUUCCAACCUUCAGAUAUUGGUAUUAUUUUUGAAACAGUUACACGAGGAAGUAUUAAUAAUUAUAUUAAAAAUGCAUGUAUUUCAUAUGAUCGUAUUAAAGACACUGUGUGCGAUUGUGAAAAAUAUGAUUUUGGUUUAUGUGAAGAUGAAAGACCCGAUGAAUACUAUGCUAUUAGUCACAUCUCGUUUCAAACAAUAUGUGAUGGAUUUGUUGAACUCUGGCCAGUAAAUAUCGAUGGUCGAAAUGAAACAGAUGAAACAGAAUGUGAAUGGUGGCCAUGCAAUAACACUUAUACACGUUGUGAUGGCAUCUGGAACUGCUUCGAUGGAGCUGAUGAAGUCGAUUGUGAUCGUUCACACUUAAUUCAUUGUCCUUUGCAACAUCACGUGUGUGCUUCGCCUGAAACGAAUCAAUUGACAUGUCUGCCUAUUCAAAAAGCAAACGAUGGCAAUAUUGAUUGUAUUGGUGGCACUGAUGAGUCAAAAAAAUGUCGGUCAAGUAAUUAUGUAUUCGCUAGGUUUGAUUUUAACUGCAUGAACGAUAUCGAUAAUCAUUGCUUACCUGUUGAAUCGACGUGCAAUGGUAAGAAAGACUGUCCGCAUGGAGAUGAUGAACAAUUUUGUAACUACACGAAGUAUGAUUGGAUUACAUAUGGCAUUUGCUCAAGGUAUAAUGAAUGGAUACAUUCAGAUGUAGAGAGCUUUAUUUGCAACUGGUUUUCUGAAACUAAUAAACAAAAAAUAGUACAUUUUUCACUUGAUAAACUUUCGAAGCUGACGAGUAACGAUACUAAACAUGAUAGAGUAGCGCUCCAAUCUAGUUCGUCAAUGAUUCGAACAUUUCAUCAGCAUCAUCAUCGUUGUCAUCGUGGUCUUGACGUGCAAGUAUGGCUGAAUCGUAAAAAGAACUUGACUGCAAUGACUUGUCUCUGCCCACCUAGUUUCUAUGGAGACAUGUGUCAAUAUCAAAAUCAACGAGUGAGUCUUACUAUGAGAUUUCAAGUUUUGUCUGAUGCAUGGAGAAUACCUUUUGUUCUUCUUAUCUCACUUAUUGAUGAUAGUGACGAUCGAGUCAUUCAUUCCCAUCAACAAUUCACGUAUCUACCUAUGAGAGACUGUCAAAUCAAAUUCAGUGUCUACCUAUUCUAUUCAACUCGACCGAAAAAUCAUUCGAAAAUCUAUUCAAUACAUAUCGAUAUUUAUGAGAAGAUCUCAUUGGUCUAUCGAGGAAGUUUUCUUCUACCACUCACUUUUCCUUUUUUGCCAGUACAUCGUAUAGCUACUGAACUAAAAAUUCCAUCUAGUCAAGUAGCACCUAAAAUUUGCUCAAAUCAGCAAUGCCUUCAUGGUCAAUGUAUCGAAUAUAUCAAUACACUAACUACUACUACUUUUUGUCGAUGUCAUCAAGGAUGGUCUGGAAAAUUAUGCACGAUUCCGCACAAUUGCACAUGUUCAUCAGAUUCUCUAUGCGCUGGUUUCUCAUAUACAAAUCGAUCGAUAUGUGUAUGCCCAAUUAAUCGAUUUGGACCUCGAUGUCUUCUCACCAAUCCAGUUUGUCAAUCGGGUCUAAAUGGAACAUGUGACAAUGGUGGUCAAUGUAUUUCUCAAGAUGAAUACAUACAUUCUGAAAAGAAACACACAUGUAUUUGUCCGAAAGGAUUCACUGGAGAAAGAUGUGAGAUUCCUGAUACUAAAAUAAUCAUAUCAUUUCACAAAGAUAUUUCUCUACCCCAAUCGAUGCUUGUUCAUUUCAUUCAAGUAGUUAACAAUUCUCCACCUGAACGGGCAACUACUUUCAAAACUAUUCUUAUCCAAAAAGAUUCAGUCACUGUUCAAUGGUCGCGUCCAUUUCAUAUUAUGUUUGUCGAGCUAUUACACAAAAGUUACUAUUUGAUAGUUGCUCAAAAUACAUACAAUCAAUCGGCAAUUAUCAAUAAGAUUAUAAAUCCAUCAGAUAGGUGUGAAAACAUUAGUGAAUUUUUCAAUGAAACUAUUGUUAACUGGCAUCUUCUUCGCCGUAUCAAAUACUAUCAUCUACCGUGUCAUCAAAGACAAUCGUCACAUAAUCUAUCAUGCUUCUACGAUGAUGUUCAUCUUUGUCUUUGUGAAAACUAUGGUAAUCAACGUUUGGCCAACUGCUUUGAGUUCGAACAUAACAUGAAAUUCGAUUGUUCUGGUCAAAGUGGAUGUGAAAAUGGAGCUCGCUGCUUCCAAGAUAGUCCUCUUUGUGCUCAAACAUCGAUUUGUGCAUGCCCAGCAUGUUUUUAUGGGAAACGAUGUCAAUUCAGUACAAGCGGGUUUGGCGUUUCACUCGAUGCCAUCCUAGGUUAUCAUAUUUUACCUCAUGUUAGUCUUCGUCAUCAGCCGCUCGCUAUACAAAUUAGUCUGACAUUAUCGAUAGUGAUGACAGUGAUAGGACUCAUCAACGGAAUUCUUUCUUUUAUUACAUUCAACAACAAGAGAUUAUGUGAGGUUGGUUGUGGUUUUUAUCUAUUAGGUUCAUCGAUCACUACUAUCUUGACGAUGACUGUAUUUACACUGAAGUUUUGGAUUCUUAUAUUUUCACAGAUGGGACUUAUUACUAACAGAUCAUUUCUUCAUAUUCAAUGUAUUUCAAUCGAUUUUCUCAUUCGAAUCUGUCUGAGUAUGGACCAAUGGUUAAAUGCAUGUGUAGCCAUUGAACGAACAGUCAGCGGUAUCAAAGGAAUCAAAUUCGAUAAAAAGAAGAGCAAGCAAGCAGCAAAAUCGAUAAUUCUCGUUCUUAUUUUAUUAACAACUGGCACUUGUAUUCAUGAUCCUUUGAAUCGAAGCCUGUUGGAUGAUGAUGAUAAUGAGAAUGAGAAUGAGAAGAGAAUCUGGUGUAUUGUCAGAUACCCACCAAAUGUCCAAGUCAUCGACAACAUGAUUCAGAUUUUUCAUUUUACGGUUCCGUUGGUCAUAAAUUUGAUUUCAGCUCUUCUUAUUAUCACCAUAACUGCUCGUCAACGAUCAUUAGUCCGCAGAGAUAAGUCUUAUAUGCAACACUUAUCUGAUCAAUUUAGACAACAUAAUCAUCUUCUCAUCUCUGGAUUUACAUUAGUGAUUCUAGCUUUUCCACGCCUGGUUAUUAUUUUUGUAUCCGGAUGCAUGGGAUCAGCUCGGAAAUCAUGGUUGACUCUUGCUGGAUAUUUUAUUUCAUUCAUCCCACCCAUGUUAACCUUCGUUGUGUUUGUCGUCCCAUCUAAAUCGUACAAGAAAGAGUAUUACAUAACUAUUAACCACUAUCUAAAAACAAUCAAGGCUCGUAUAGGCAUACGACAAUGACAGCAGCUCACUAAUCCACUAGCCAUCGGUGCACCAUAACCACCGAUGAUGACUUUUCGCGUUUGAUAUCGCUUGAAUUAUCACAUGAGGAACAAUUAGAUUUUAAUCUAUCUUUUAAUCAAUAAAAAUCGAAUAAAAUUAUGGUUUUUCCAAGUUUUAUUUUCCACAGAAUGGAUGCCUUAUAAUAUAAUUUAACCUAUUUGUCAUUUCUAAAUCGAUUUUAAACAUAUAAAAAAUGCUGAUAAGCGGGUGUGGCUGUGACUGUGAGUAUGACUGUGGAGUGCGGAUAUCUACUUCAACACUACCCAUGUCUGCACAGUCAUGGCCACAGCGAUGCUCUCGAUAACUUACAAUCUCAUCUUGUCAGUUUUACUAUGUAUGAGAAAAUAAAAAAUAAGAUGUUUUGUGACAUUGUCAGAGCUAUAUCUUUAUAUCAUAAUCUUUUUUUUUAAUUUGCUAAAUUUUAUCCGUGACGUCCAUAUUUUUUUUUUGUGCUUUUUAUACAAUUUUUUUUUUUCGGACGUCUACGAACAUAGAAGUGAACAGACAAUAUAACGAUGACAAACAAAGAAAGCAUGACAAGAAAGCAAAAACGAAAGAAUGAAAAUUGAAAUCGAGGCAGUAAUGUAGAGAUUGGCGUGCAUUGUUGUUCUUCUUUCGUUUAUUCUUCUCAUACCGUAUAUCUUGACACCGAAGACACUAUGUCGAGGGAACGAAUCGAACCUUCUGAUGCCUGACUAACAGUCAGAUGCAUAGAACCACUAUGCCAUCCCCGGUAUCAUGAUUUGUUGACCUUACACAAUCGAAGGAAAAUUUUCAAUCGAACAUACUAACUUCAGACUAUAUAUGAACCCUAAAUCUCUUAUCUGAUAAGUUCUCUCAAUCACUAUCACAUGAAAAAAUCUGCAGUAGAUGGGUGUGAGUGAAUUUGAGGCUUGGCAUUCACUUCAUUCUCACACGCAUACUCAUACUCACACCCUUAUUUAUAAUAAAUUUACGUAAUAAAUGAUACCAAAGAGAAUAGAAAAAGAAAAGAAAACACACAAAUGAACAUUAUGAAAAAAAAUACAUAUUUAUCAAAAGCAUCUGAAUAAUUUCUGUAAUGGCUACAUGAGCAUGAAAUCAAGCUUCCUGAUUAAAAAGGCGUGUGUGAUUCUCUUUAAUUGUUGAUACUCUACUAUUUAACAAAACGAAUGUUUGAUCGAUCGAAGCCAUCAACCACUUUAUGAACAAUUAAUGAGACAUUGUUCGAGGAAUUAAAAAUGAAUUCUUUGUUCCAAUGAAUAAUCUAUGCACUGUUUUCUUUACUAAUUACAUCUAUUUCUACUUUUUCUCCAUGAAUAUAUUCCGAAGAUUUUCAUAUAAUAUAAUCGAGAAACAAUAAACUAACAUUAUUAUAAUUUUCUCAUUACUAGCAGCUUCUAGUUUCCUAAUAAUGUAUCUUGAAAGAAGCCUGUUUACAGUGACAACAACAUAAUAAUAAACGUGAAUGAUCAAACUAACGGCAUUGACUCCGUCAUAUUCACUUAUAAAUUAAUACAUCAAUUAGAAUCAAGGACAUGCCUCAGUCAUGCGUAUAUAACGUAACAAAAAUAACACUGUUACCAAACGGCACGCUGCUAUCUCUAGCUUUAAAACAGAGAAGGUGUUGAACGAAUAAAUAAAAUAAUAAAUUGUCUUCUCUUGUUAACAACAUAAAAGUGUUGUUAUUUAUUUUACUAUUGAACAUUUCAACAAAACAAAUGUUAAGCCUGAUGAUAUUAACGUGUUAUUGUGAUGCAUCUAAUGUUUGAGAUUAUGAUGUCAAUAAAUAUGUGCAUAUUUGAAGCUUGUCUACUAAUAGAUUUAUAUUUCUAGAAUUUUGCUACAUAUAGAUAUUAUUCUCAAAUAAACAUAUUAUUAAGUACAAUCAUAUUUGGAAAUAAUAUUUUAAAACAAUUCAUACAAAGACGGAAAAAAAUUCACUAGCAGCUUACUUAUUAUUUUAUUAUUGUUUAAUAGUGUUAUACAUCUAGCUCAAAUCCAAUUUGUAAUUUUAAUAGCCAAUGGAUUUUACUGCAAAAUGCAUUCUAUAGCAAGUUUUUAUAGAUAAACUAUGAUAGCAAUGUUUCUAAAAUACCGGACACGGAGCUAUUUUUAGACCAUAGAAGACUUUAUCGAAGCUAUUUUUAACAAUAUGAUUAUAAAAGGCAUAAAAUCCUAAACAAAAUGAGAGAUUUCUGUAUUUUCCAGAACAUUCCCUUAAAAAGUUAAAGGCAUAAAAAACCGAAAAAAAAGUGAUGCUUCUGUCGAUUUUUUCAAUAAAUUAAAAUUGUUACGCUUUUUAUGUUGAUUUUAACUUUUCUCAGAGUAGAUUUUUAGAAAGUAAAACUACUCCCUGUUUUUUUCAGAAUUUUGUACUGGGUGUGGGGUGUGGGUGUGGGUUUAUAGGAAAGAAUAACUAUACGUACACACCUACAUCCACAUUCAUACCCAUACUGUGGUCUCAAGCGCACAUUAGGCAGACGGAUAAUUUGAAAACAAAGCUGAUCACUAGAGUUUUCUAUAGCAAAAGGGGAAUGGCAGAUGAAUCAGUCUCGUAGUGGCAUAAUAAGUUGCUGAAUUGAGCCUCGACGAAACAGAUAACAGCAUUACAAGCACAAGUAAGAGAAAAAAUAAGAAGAGCUGCGUUCGCAUUCAAGACUAAAAAAAGGGGAGAAAGAGCAAUAAGUAAUUGUGUAAAAUGGUGUUCAUCUCGAAUCAACAUAGUUAUCCGAUUCCUGAUUUAAACUGUAUUGCAAAUUGCUUGAGCACUUUUCUACAUUUUCUGUUACGAACGACUUCAAUUCUUCGUUGCAUCAGUUAAAAUAGUAAUGAAUAUGAAGAAAACAAAUUUGAAUAACAUUAUUCACUGUGUACAACUAUGAAUUCAAUUUUGUUGUUUAUUAACUUCGAGCAAAAUAUCGAGUAGGUAAUCGCCCUUGUGUAGCUCUGCUCUGUUUUUUGUGUACAUUCAGUAGAUAUUUGAUUUGCAUAUUAUAUGGUUUAUUUGUUUCUAACAAAACAUGCUGAAUAUGGCGGAAAUCUUUUAUGCAUAGUGCAGAAAACCACUCGAUACACUUACAAAACCAUUCAUAUGAGAGAGUACAGAUGUAGUAUGUUCCACCAAGCGAAAUUGUUUUCGUUUUAUGAUACAUCAUAAUACACUAUGGUUCUUGGUCGUCCCCACAAACCUUGUAUUCACUUCAGUGCUUUUCAUAAACCUUCUUAUAUUGAAUCAACAGGUAAGAAAUGCAUUCUUUGCAGUCUUAUAUAGCUGAAUAUAUUUACCUGGAGUUUUGUCUUUUCGUACUUGAUAUUUUACAUGACUAAAGCCUAUGCAAACAUUAGACUGUAUAUAAAGUGUAUCUGUGUUACUUUUACUUCGCUUGUCUUUUCCAUAGAAAUAUAAUUUAACUCUUCUGUGAAACAUCUGUUCAACUUUACACUAUUUUUCGAAUUUGAAAAUUGCUUAAAUGACAAUGAAGUUUGCAAUAUUAAUCGUUAGUCUUCAUCUUUGCUGUUCAUGUGUUCAAGGUAAUAGGACCAAGUAACAAAUUUGUAACUACUGCACGAUUUAAAAUUUAAAAUUGCGUAGGAUUAACAAUCAAAUAUUCAUCCGGAUGUUCGGUAGACCUUUGCACAUUCGGUAAUAGUGGCAGUAGUUGUUCUUCACCUAUAUGCUAUCGUUUUGAAACAUCGAAAAAUGAAACAUUGUGUGCUCCUCAACUCAUCUGUUCAAAACUCGACCCGUGUAUCAAUGGAACACGAUGUUCAUUGAAUACAUCAGUUUGCAUUAUAAACAGCUGUUGUUCACAACCAAUCUGCAUGCCUCUCUUGUUGGGUAGUAUGUGUACCAACGGAACAAACAGCAGUAGUAGUACAAAUCCAACAGUCACAGGUACGAGUACCAUAGCCAGAGUUUUAUUUCGGAGAAGAAAGUUAUAUGAGUAAUAUCAGGAAAAUAUCGUUUCGUUUGAGAUGAUGAUUGUUUCACCAGAGAGGGAGAAAAUGUUCAGCACUGGCUACGCCAUUAAUAGUAUAACGCCUUUAUUACUUUAAGAUUUAAAAUGUGAGUUUUUUUAUUAAUCAGGUGCGACAUUAACAUGAUUAUAAGUCAUUUUUAGCGCUAAAAUUCUUCCGGUAAACUCAUACGAUUUUCGGCAAGAUUCUUUCCAUUGUAUUCAACCAAAUAUUGAUCAAAUGGUUACUGACACUCUUAAAGUGGGCUAUCUCUGAGUAUCGCAAGGUUUUAAACGACAGCAUUUUUGUUUUUUCAAUUUUUUGUUCUUCUCAAAGAAAACAAUGUUGAAUAGAUUGCAUAUUGAAUUAAAACUACCUUUGAAAAAUUUUGCACAAGAACUUAUUCAAUUCGUAUCAAUUUGACAAACUCACUUUUCCUGUGCAGCACUCUAAGAUCGAUCUUACAUUUUUGUUUGUGUUGACGUUCACAUUAUUCUAUGAUCAGACGAUCCUUUCGGCAUCCUCUGACGUUAAAGCUAUUUUCGUUAGAUGGCUAGUAUAAUGCAGUUUUCAAAUCUCUCGUCACAGAUGGUAUGAUCUUGAAGAAUAGUGAUCAAAUAUACUAGAUCAAUUAUGAUAUCGUACCCGGUUGCAAUGUUACAUACACGAACGUUAUUAAUCGAAUAAUUUUGCUCGUCUAUCUCAAUAACAAUGCCAUAGAUUGUUAGAGUUAAUGAUCUUUAUGUAAUCGAUGAUUUCGGUUGCUGGACAAUAUUUAUAUUACCAAUAUGUAUAAGAUUGAAGUGUGAAGUUUUUCAAUAGCUAGUAUUCUUAAUAGCAAUCUUUCUAUACUUCACUAUGUAUUAUAGAUAAAGAAUAUUUGGUCAACAUGUGUUGAACUUUUUAAAGAAAAACUUUAGGAAAAUAAAAGCUGUUAGCGCAGUCCCUUGCGGGAUUAAAAAUGUGAAAGAUGAUAUAGCUGUCACAGCCGAUGUUCGAAAAGCUCUCGUUUUUUAUGCAUAUUGAUGCACAUUUCUUCAUAAUAGUUUACCGCAUAUUACAGACUUUCAACAGGAUUAUACUACGUAUAUGAUUCAAUCAUAUAUUAGUUAUGCAUAAUCUCUGAUAUUUCUUUGAAGUCUUCUAUCACAGUCUAUAAUGACCCUGAUUACUGUCUGUGAUGGGUUCAGACGUCUGUCUGUCACGGUCUAUGAUGGGUCCUAAGCCCUAUCUCUCACGGUCUGUGAUGGAUCCUAAGCCCUAUCUGUCACGGUCUGUGAUGGGUCCAAAGCCUGUCUAUCACGGUCUAUGGGGGGAAGAGGGGAGAUCCGAAUUUCUACCUUUAAACACUUCAACACUCCUUUCAGAUCGUGUUUCACAAAAAUAAAUAGAUUUAUUAGUUACGCAAUCUUCUAUGACGUAUUGAGCUCAUGAGCCAAGUGCAGUUCUAUAAAAUGAGUUAUGUCGUAUGAAAUUAACUAUACAGAGGCUAGAAAGUCGUUUAUCAAAUAGUUAUUGUAAUUAACGACCAUCAUGUGAACUAUCAAUACUUUUAAAUAACAGAAGCCAUGUAGAUCAUCAUGGAAGUUAUAAGUACUUUGAUUUAUGGAACAAGUACUAAUAAAGACUUGAUGAAAAAAACUUGUAUAUUCUCAAGGAAAACCUAUAACGUUAUUGUGGUACUAGUGUAACUCUCCUGUAUUUUAUCUAAGGCCUAUUCCAUGGGGUUUCUCCCAAGAAAAACACAACUAUAUUCAAAUCGAUCGA
This is a messenger RNA of Rotaria sp. Silwood1, 9168 nucleotides long. NCBI's taxonomy places the organism in Eukaryota, Metazoa, Rotifera, Eurotatoria, Philodinida, Philodinidae. The record is from the annotation of a GenBank genome assembly.